Mytilus californianus (California mussel) is the source of this 7056-nucleotide messenger RNA. Its product is annotated as kazrin-like. The coding region runs from base 1051 to 3495 and encodes 814 amino acids. Lineage: Eukaryota; Metazoa; Mollusca; Bivalvia; Mytilida; Mytilidae. The record is from RefSeq and is a predicted model, not a curated record. Gene Ontology annotation, molecular function: protein binding. The transcript is spliced from 14 exons.
UUUGUGAUUGAGGAUUUUCGUAAAAAAAGAAAAGAAAAAAAGAGACCACAUAGACGGGUGUGUUGUACCUGCUGAUUGGAUGGAUUGAUUCAAAUUUUUAAAAAAAAGACUGAAUUUUUAUUUAAAUACAACUGGAUAAGUCUUAAUAUACAAAGAUAAUAUCUAACUUGGAAAUGAACUUAAUUUUGCUUGAUUGAACUCAUUUUAACUGCACAGAAAACUUUCAUUUGUGAAUAGAAAUUGCAUUCUAUUGUUCGACAUUUGGAAACGGGUCACAGAUGGGACUCUCUUACCUUGAAUGCACACGUAAUAAUAUUUAAAUAAGGUGGAGGUUUUAAUAUGCAUUAUAAUUUGACAGUAAAUAAUGAAUGAUUGGCAGAGUUGAUUUUUCCGUCAUCGACAUUUAGGGUGGUUUAAACCCACAUAGAAAAGAAACAAUAGCUUCGUAGUCUCCUUAGGCUCGAUUGCGUGUCUCGCUGUAUCUUCUGUACAAACACUGACAUAUAUUGUCAAUAAGAGUAUAUAUCCUUCACUAUAGGAAGAUUGUAAAACUGAUUGAUCUCAAAGGAUUUAGACAGAUCUCAUGUAUCGUAAUAAUCACUGAAUUGUAUACGGACUAGUAUACUAUAUAACAUAUUAUUGAACCAAUUUAUAACAAAAUAGUGUAAAUUAUAUAUGGUCAUGAUUUGCAAUUUAAAUUUGGCAUUAGAAUUGUAAACAGAAGUAGAUAUUCAUUGUGCACGGAACUACAAAUCCAUGUCCUAAUGGAAGCUGUGGAAAUUAUUGGAAAUAUUAUGUGCGAAAUAAACUAAACAAUAAAUACUGCUGAUACAUCUAGAAAAGUGGGAGUGUGUUACAAAAUUAGAUAAUUCCCGUCAAUUUAUCGAGGAAAAAAAAUAAAAUACAUGUGAUAACUACAUGUACAUGCAUUUGUCGGCUGUUAUCAAUUUAAAUAAUUGAAAAUGUAAAUAUUGUACAAGUGACAAGAACUUGUAAUCAGUGAUUUUUCACCCUUAUCAAUAUACACAUAUAUAUAUAUCAUUUGAUAAUAUGGAUCGACCACUCAGUUUAAACCUGGAUAGUCUGCCUGUCAACAUCAUGUCGGAAAAUGCACGGAAAAAAUACACGGAGGUUUUUAAUAAGCAGAACAAUAUAGCAGAAAAUGCUAUCCAGUCACUGGAUUGUCUAAAUGACCAAAUUGUGGAAUACAUAUUCCGACCAAGAAAUGGCGAGAUCUCUUUUGAAACAGACUUGUCACCGAAACAUCAGGACACACUGAAGGUGUCUAUGAAGUUGAUUAGACAACUUCUUCACGACGCUCAGAGUAAAUUCCGUAAGAUGGUGGAGGACAAUAAGAAAUUAGCUGCGAGAAUUGACGGUUCAAUAAACGCUGCUAACCAGGAAGUAAAUUCACUACGAGCAGAAUUGCUGGACACAAAUAAAAAAUUAACAGAAAUUAGUGAAAUUACUGAAACAACCCCUCAACAGGAGUGUGGGACAAAGUGUGAUGACGAACAUAUAAAUCCCAAACAAAGAGUUGAUGAAGAUAACGAAAUGAAGCAAUUAAAAGAAGAGAACUGUCGUCUGAAGGCUCAGAAUGACAUUUUAUCUUCACAGGAAAAUGGCAAAGAUAUAAACUGUGAUAUAAGUAAAUAUGGUGAACUGAAACUAGAACUGAUUCAGACUAAACAAGAGCUUAAUAGAGCAAAGGAGGCAUUACAGGCAAUGAAAUCAGACAGAAAGAGAUUAAAGGCAGAAAAGUUAGAGCUGCUGAACCAGAUGAAACAGUUGUACACUACACUGGAGGAUAAAGAGACAGAGUUACGGGACUUUAUCAGAAAUUAUCAACAAAAAAUGGCAGAAAAUGAUGAAACUAUUAAACAGUUGGCCCGUGAAAGAGAGGAUACUGAACAAGAGAAAUGGGAGAUAAUCAAACAAGCACGGGAUGCUCAGGAAAGGGCCGUAAUUCUACGCACACAACUCGAAUCCAAAGAGCAACACAUUAAAAAGUUGGACAUGGAACUUUCUGUGAUGAAAGAACAAGCAGUGAAAACUGGGUAUACAUUACAUGUGCCAUCCACGCCACCUACCAUACGCUGUACCACACCUAACAGUGAAGAUCUGCCACCGUACGAAACACCACCGUUGUCAGCUAACCUUACCCAUAAUGACUCAAGUUUUGAUGCACAAUUCGGUACUCCAAAAGAAUCCAGAGAUCGUAGUAAUUCCCUGACGCCAUUGAUUGACAGCCAAAAUAAAAGUAGUAUAUCAUUACCGAUCAGUGAAACUUCGUCUGAAACCAAGAAGAAAAAGCGAAUCAGUUUGGGGUCCAUAUCCAAAGUGUUCACAAGAGGCAGGGUCAGGAGGUCAAUAGCAAUACCUGUGGGAACUGAGUUAGAAGAUUCUCCCUCGCCUUCAAGAAUAACCUUGUUAAAUCCAGAAAAUUAUCAAGAUAAGCUAAAGUUAGUGGAGCAGUCACGUGGUUGUCACAUGUCUACAUGGAAAGCCAAUCAGGUGUUAGCUUGGUUAGAGAUUGUCAUUAACAUGCCCAUGUAUGGAAAGACAUGUGCAGAAAAUGUUAAAAGUGGCAAGGUGUUACUUGGUUUAAGUGAUUCAGAGCUUGGUUCAGCCUUAUGUAUAACCAAUCCUAUGCAUCGGAAGAAGAUUCGAUUGGCUAUCGAGGAACAGAGAAAUCCAGGAGAUGCAAAAUAUCCCAAAAGUUGUAGAUUAGAUCACACGUGGAUUGCACAUCGAUGGAUACCAGAUCUAGGACUGUCUCAGUAUAAAUGUGAAUUUGAAAAUAAUCUUGUCGAUGGACGAAUAUUGAACAUUUUAUCUAAAAAAGAAAUGGAAAAACAUUUAAAUAUACAUCGGAAGUUUCACCAAGCUAGUGUAUUACAUGCCGUUGAGUUGCUACGCAGGUUAAAUUUUGAUAAAGAGGUGCUAAUUGAGCGAAGAUCAAAAAGUGAAGAUGGUGACACUGAUCCUUUGGUCUGGACAAAUGAACGAGUCAUAAAAUGGGUACAAUCAAUAGAUCUUGAGGAGUAUGCAGAGAAUUUGAAGGACAGUGGUGUACAUGGUGCUAUUUUAGUUCUAGAGCCUCAAUUUAAUGCUGACACCUUGGCAACAGCUCUAGGCAUUCCUCCGUCAAAGUCCUACAUUAGACGGCAUCUCAAAACCGAGUUAGAAAGUCUAGUCAAACCAGCAAGAGAUAAUCUCACUUUAAACAAUAGCUUCUCCACAAUGGGCCGAAACUCAACUCUGGGUCGGUCUUUUCGUGGUCCAAAUUUGGACACAAGCGGAAGCAAAAAUCGUAUAAGUUUCAGGGGCUCUCUUGGCCGGGCCUUUGGCAGGAAAGUCAAAGAAGACCUCAACAAACUCACGAUAGAUGUAGAAACACCAAAACGCAAAAUCUCCGCCCCUUCAGACUUUAAACAUAACACAUUACAGUCAGUGUUCGAACAGGAAGUUACACCUAAACAAAAUUCAUCGUAGCAUUAGUCUAGUCUGUGUAUUAUGUUUUUUCGAUUGUUUAAUUCACAUGUUUUGUUACUAUGACAGUAUUUUCUUUGAAGAGGUCUGUUCAUUUUUAGUCAAAAUUAUUAAACUGAUUCAAAAAAUGAAAAUUUUAAUCGAAAAAGGUUUUAUUUUAAAGAGAUUUAUCUUUAUGGUCAUUUUUUCAAGUAUCAAAAUUUAAGUGAAGUCCAACUAUAUAUAUGGUCAUUUUUCUCAAUUAUUAAUUUUUUUUUUUUCAAAAUAAGAUUUUUGGUUUAUUUAAAGGUAGAGUCCAUUGAUUUUAUAAUUAUUUUCCCACUAAUUCUUAAAGUAAGGGAGAUAACAAUAUCAUAGUGUUGACUAUAAUGGAGUUAUCUCCCUCAAGUCUUAUGCACCCUCUGGAAUAACCUUGUGCAGUCUCUGGUCAAAACUGUCAUGGUUUACAAUACAUGUGAAUAUUGUACUACAACAUGAUCACACAAUGUUUCAAUUUUUCUUCUUUUAGGCCACACCAUAUGAAUUUGAUGUUAACUAGAUUCCAUUGUUCCUAAUUUUUCAAAAUGAAACAAAAUCAUUUCAUGUAAAGAAAUUCUGAUUUGUAUCAGUAAGUGCUUUUUAUUUUCUCUCUGUGCUAAUAGAAAUUGGGAAAUAUUUUUUUAUUCAGCCUAUAUAUAGGUUGCUCAUUCAGAAAAAUAAAAAGGAGAAAUUCCUUUUAAUUAAAAGUUUGUGUUCAAAAAUUUUAGAUUUAUUUUAAUGAACAAAUUUUUAUUACAACUUUUAAAUGAUUAUUUUUAAUCUUUCAAGGCUUCAAGUCUUAUAAACCCCUCUGUUAAUAAAAAUAACCUAAUGAUAGUUUUUAAAAUAUUCAAAUAUGACACAUUUGUUCUUACUUUGUAAGAUAAAAGUGACCACCAAAGAACAACAGAAUAAUUUGGUGUGGCCUAAAAGAUUUCAUUUUAAUUCAUGACAUUAUAUUUGUUUUUUAUUUCAUAACAGACAGUAGAUGUAAUGUAGAUAUUAAAUACAAGCAUAAUUCAUUACUUUUUAUAAUUUACAUAUCAUUUAUACAUAAACAUAAACAUAAGCAUAAUACCAAAGACUUAAAAGUUUUUUUCAGUAUUGAAAUGUAAUCAAAAUUAUCUCCCUUUUCUUGUUAAAAUAUUGGGAGAAAAAUGUCAUAACUAUAAUCUAUUUGAAUUUUUUUGUACUUGCAAUCGUAAGUUGAAUAAAUCAUCUUGUAUAUUUAAGGCAAAAAGAAUACUAUUACAUGAAAUUUUUGUAUUUCUCAUUACAAAAAACGCAUUAAAAGUUGCAGUUUGUACAAGUGGAAUCUGUUUUUUCUGUCUUAGAAAUACAUUAACAAGGUCAUAUGAAUUCUAUAAUAACAUUUUUAUGGACAGUUUUUUUAUGACAAUUUUAUAUGACAGAAUCACAUAUUUUACUUAUAUGUUUUACUCCUUCAUGAUUUUAUCAGAUGUUUUUUUUACAAGGUCUUUCACUAGAAUUAUUUUUCAACAUUUUUGAACUAGUACACUUAAGAAUUUUAUGUGAGCAAUUAUUUAUUUUAAGAUCCCAUGACAAUCAACUUUUUGCUGUACUUGCUAACAUGACUUGAUGCAAUCAUUUUUAUUUGUAUCAUAAAAUUUUAGUCAAAUAUCCCUUUAAUUCAGUUGGUAGCUCUUAAGAAUAUUCGAACUCCCCAAAUAGAAUUUAACGCUCAUUUAUAUGUUUAAAACAUAUGCAUUUUGAAUUGGUAAAAACCAUGAUUUGUUUAUUUACAAAUAAUGACAAAUGUAUUUAACCUAAUUUAUCAUAAUACAAAAAUGUAUAUGUAUAUAUAUAUAUAUGUGUAUAAUGUGCAAUAUUAAUGUGAUAAAAAAUGUGUGUUGUGAACUAAUGGAUUAAUCGUGUACAUAGCUAAAGAAUCAUUCACUUAUAGUUUUAUUAUACAGUUUUUGGAAAAUACUGUAAAAAAUCAUUUUGGAUUCUCUUCAAGUCUUUGAUGCCAAAGUAUAAACUAUCAAUGAAUUUAUCAAAAUUCUGCAAAGUAAUUUUGCGAUUAAUAUUACAGUUUUAUAACCCUUACCAAUUUUGACCUAUUUUGAAACUGAGAUUGAGCAUUUAUGAGUAAUUUCAAAAUGAUAUCUUCAUUAUCUCCCUUUGUUCAUAGAGAAUUCAGGAUAUCACAAACUUUUUUUUUUGGAAACAAGACUUGUCCCUUUCAUUUUUUAAGACAUUAUUAAGUAUUCCAGAUUUGCUGUAAAAAUCAAAUUUGUAAAUUUAGUUCUAGAAGUUUGAGUUGCAAAAAUUUCACCAAAAAUCCGAAUAUUUUUUUAGAAUUCUCUAUUUUUAUAAACUUAUGCAUUCUGGAUAAUAUUUUCAAAGCCUUCUGAUUUGUUAACAAGUUCUUAAACAAUGGAUAUGUUACCAAGGAUAUGACCUUCUUUUUAUUUUUGUGUACAGACAAUAAAAUUACCCAUAAUCCUUUAGGUUCUGAAGUGGACAAAUGAUACAGAGAAUCCAUUCAUUUUUAAAUUAACUUUGAAACAAAAUAUUUGUAAAUGAUGUAUUAAUAAGAGUAAUGUUUGUUAUUUAUAGGUUUACAGGGUUGUUAAAAUCAUGACAUGAUAAGGCCACAUCUACUAUAUUUUUUGGGGAAUUUUUCUUGAACCAAGCGUUGUAAAUUUUUUUAGUUUCGUUCCAUAGAUCCUAAUCAACUUCCUGAUUGCUCCUGCAGCUGAGUUAUAAUUAGAUUAUUUACGAGAUAAAUAAGAGAACUUUUUACUGAAAAUUUGAUUCCAGCACAGUGAAAAUUUUCCAUGAAAUCUUACAGGACUUGAGUUGUUACAUAGAAAUCCAGGACUCAGUAUUCCAAUAUGAUUUUUGCCUCUAUAUGGACUGAUUUUAAAUUUUGAAAUACUGAAUUCCUGUAUCAAAUCUAGGCAGCUGCUUGUCCUGAAAUUCUCUGUUGUUUUUUUUUAUUUCUCGUGCUGGUACUACCGUUGUGUGUCUAACAAAAAACAAAAAUUUUAAUUUCAGAAUUUCAAAUCAUCAGAAUGACAUUAGAGAGGGAAUUCAAGAUUUUGUUAGGGCUUACUACAAAAUCUGUUGUAUCUUAUUAUGAUCCAAUAACCAGGGAACCCCUUAUGGAGCUACAUAUACAUAAUGCGUAGACUUUUCACAAGUCCCACUCCUAAUGUUGCCUUGGUGGAGUCCCUUUUUCAAAGUACUGGAUCUGUAACUGCCCAUAUUUCUUUAGAUUCUGAAAAUCAGGAUUGAUAAAAUUUAUAAUAAUUGUUGUUAGAAUAAAUUUUAAUGCAGGACAUUUUGAAAAUAUAAUUCUGUUAAAGUUUCAGGUGAUGCAAGGUUUUUUUUUAAAAGUAGAUAUUUUUAUAGUUUUAUUUAAUUUACAAGCAUUUUUAAAUUUAUUUAAUGAGACAUGUUUGUGAUGUGUAUGUUAGAUAGUGAGUGUGAGUUGAGGUCAAUUGUACAUUUAAAGUUUUAUGUAUAUUUUGAAGCUUUUAGCUUAAAGCCUAAAAUUAAAAUCAAAAGUAUUUCAAA